ACCGCAUGCCCAGAAGGCUUUGACACAGACAGAGGAAAGGAGAGUAAUCACAAGACUCGCCCAUACCGUUAAACCCAGAUCAAUGUUUGAUUAAUAGAGAUUUGCAUUCGGUUGAUGGAAGGCUGGCUCAACGUUAUGAGUAUUCCAGGAGGAGGCGGGCAAAAGCAGAGACAGAGAGACAUUUGGAGAAUAUAAAAGCAUCAGAUCAGACAACAGGUGCACUUCACAGGUGAUGUACGGCUCCACCCUCUCUUCCAGUCACAGUCUUUUCCGCUUGUCUGUCGUCAUACACCAAGUCGUCUUAUUCACUGGAAGCGCACUGAGAUGUUGGCAACUCUUGAAAACAUACAAUACUUCCAAGAUCUGGGCCCUAGAGAGCCGACGUCUGGAAACCUGGACCUCGACAUGAUAGAGGAGUACCUGCAGGAGCACUCGGUGGACGUGAUGUCAGCACCAGGUGUGCAGAGGAGAAAUCAAGAGGAGCACAGCAUGGCAGAGAACAGCUGGCCUGGACAUUAUACAUACGAAUGGCAUUACGGCGGAGUAGCAGGAACAGAUGAGACGCACGAACAACAACAACAUCCUCCUGCUCCGCAGCAGCAGCAGACGUGGGUCUGUCAGUCCAGUCUCAACGAGUGGGGACACUUCCAGUAUGACAGAAACCAGUACAGCGAUUCAGAUUCGCUGUCCACCAGUUCUGGUUGCCAAGAAUUCCCACCGUCUCCGACCUCUGACAUGAAGGGUCAGAUUGCGUAUGACUCCCUGACCCUAGCACCGCUUUCAGGUAAAAGGAAAGAGCGUCUGUUUCAGUUCUUGUACGAGAUGCUGCAGACACCAGACAUGCGGAGCUGCAUUUGGUGGGUUCAGUCCAACAACGGGACGUUCCAGUUCUCGUCCCAGAACAAGGAGAAGCUGGCCGAGAUGUGGGGCCGACGCAAGGGCAACCGAAAAACUAUGACGUACCAGAAAAUGGCGCGCGCCCUGCGAAAUUAUUCGCGAACAGGGGAGAUCUGCAAAGUGAAGCGUAAACUCACCUAUCAGUUCACCGAGAGAACACUGAGAGGCCUUCAAAACAACAAGAUUCACGGGUAGUUGAUGUGGCACGCACACCAAGAAUUUCUCCUAACUGGGAAAGUGUAAACAAAUACUGAGUAUUUUACAGAAAAUGGUUUUGCCUUUUGUUCAUAAUGUAAUGUGGGCAUGAAACACUUUUUUUCUAAUAUUAUUUGGCUUAAUUGAGGCUCAAUUGAUAGGGGUGUAAUGAUCCGCGUAUCAUUUUUCCGGUCUUUUUAAAUGAUCAGAGUGACCUUCGUUGUCCCCUUGUUAGUGAGGACUUUGGAGUGGACAGAGCACGUGCGUGUCAUUAUGUAGUCGUUUGGACCUCACUCGUCAAAGGGAGCGAUGUUAUUUCCUCAUUAUUUUCAGAGUCGUUUACAAAUUGAGGUGCGACGCUCCCGCGGGCUUCCGUAGGAGCUGAACAAGGCGGAAGUUAAAGCGUGUCAUCCAUCGGC
This is a messenger RNA of Puntigrus tetrazona (Sumatra barb), 1511 nucleotides long. RefSeq names its product transcription factor PU.1. The record is from RefSeq and is a predicted model, not a curated record. The coding region runs from base 325 to 1092 and encodes 255 amino acids. Gene Ontology annotation, cellular component: nucleus. Gene Ontology annotation, molecular function: DNA-binding transcription factor activity, RNA polymerase II-specific; sequence-specific DNA binding. The transcript has 6 exons. Lineage: Eukaryota; Metazoa; Chordata; Actinopteri; Cypriniformes; Cyprinidae. Gene Ontology annotation, biological process: regulation of transcription by RNA polymerase II; cell differentiation.